CCUCCUUCUCCUCCUCCCAUCCUCCUCUCUUUCAGCUCUGUGUUUCACCUGCGCUGCCUCACUUAGUCACGGACUUUGGUAUGUUUCGGACUUUCCACGCCUCUACCAAACACGAGUGACAUAUCUCGCGGGCCGUAUUUGUACAGCUCAGACCGACUUAAACUCCUCAUUUCUUGAAGCUCCGCGGACGCGUUCACAAACCCUGACAGUUUCUGUAAAAAGGAUGGAUUCUGCUGCUUUCCUGUUGCUGGCUCUCGUGAGCGCUGCGACUCUUUUCCAAGUGCGGGGUGCAGAGAGUGUGACUGCCUUGUAUGGAGAGACCAUUGUCAUACCAUGCAACGAUGGAGCUCCGGCACCAGCAGAUCUGAUGUUCGUCAAGUGGAAAUACGAAAAAGAUGAUGGCACUCCCGGCGAUCUGCUGAUCAAACAGGCCCGCAGCGAUGAGGUGACCGUUCAGGCCACAGACGAUUACGCCCAGCGGGUCAGCAUCAAUGACAAGCUGAGCCUGCUCAUCACCCAGGGCUCGCUCAAAGACCAGAAGACCUUCACCUGCAUGGUGGUGUCAGGCGCCAACCUCAUGGAGUACCCCGUCUCCGUCCUCGUUCACAAGAAACCAUCUUCAGUUGAAAUCAUGGACAAGUCUGCAGCCCUGCAGAAGGACAAACUCACAACGGUGGGAACAUGUUUUGCGGCAAAUGCAAACCCCGCAGCUACGAUCACAUGGAAGAAGAAUGGAAAGCCCCUGGUAGCUGAUGGGAAAGCCGUCAUAAUCACUCCCAGCUUGAAGUUGGAUCCAGCCACAGGCCUAUCCACCACCACCUCCACCCUCCAGUACGCAGCUUCCAAAGAGGACGCCACCGCAGUCUUUGCCUGCAUGUCCACACAUGAGCUGGCCACUGAGGAGGCUAACCUGGAGCCCUUUCCUGUUCACUAUCCAUCGGAGAAGGUGAGCCUCCAGAUUAUGUCCAAAGGACCCAUCAUUGAAGGAGAUAAUGUGACAUUGAAGUGUCAUGCUGAUGGAAAUCCUCCACCCAGCUCCUUCUACUUCCACAUCAAGGGUCGGAAAUUGCUGGUGGAAAAUUCGGACACCUACACUUUGACUGCCAUCAGCAGAGACGCCAGGGGUGAAUACAAAUGCUCCCUGUCUGACAACGAGAAAAUGGAGGAUUCCCAAAACAUCGUUGUUAGCUACAUGGACCUGAGCCUGACUCCCACGGGGAAGGUUGUGAAGAGGGUCGGGCAAGCCUUGCCUGUGAGUGUGGAGAGGAGCCCCUCGGAUGAAGCUAAAGAGUCAUGGACAAAGAAUGGAAUUGCAGUGAAGGAGCCGAAGUUUGACAACUUGACCUAUGCUGAUGCAGGAGUCUAUGUGUUAGAGGUUACUUUGCCUGGCCUCGUGAGACGUCAGAGCUUUGAACUGGUCGUAGAGGGAAAGCCUGUGAUCACCAGACUAAGCAAACAGCGUGCUGCUGAUGCCAGCUACAAAGUUCUGACCUGCGAGGCGGAGGGAGUGCCAGAGCCCAGCUUCCAAUGGAGCGUCAAUGGCACAGACGAGGAGAGUUCGUACACCAACGGCAAGGCUAUCCACAAAAUCACUGUGGUGCCCAGGGUGAAUCUGACUGUCACCUGCAGCGUCAUCAACAAGCUGGGAGAAGAUACCAACACUAUCAGUGUUGCCUCUGUUUUUAAGGAGGAUAAACAGGAAAAAGGCUCUCAGGAGGAAUCAGAGGACCAGUCGAAGCUCAUAGUGGGAGUGGUGGUAGGGCUCCUCAUAGCUGCUGCCGUGGUGGGACUCAUCUACUGGCUCUACAUGAAGAACUCAAGGCAGGGAAGUUGGAAAACUGGAGAGAAGGAGGUGGGAACAUCUGAGGAGAGCAAGAAACUAGAGGAAAACAAUCACACUGUUUAAGGCACUCAGGCUAUACUACGUGGGAUCAAAGAGGAAGCGGUUGAAAGCAGCCUUGCAACAAAAAAAAAACCCGCAGACUCCCAGUUGGCUGCUGACACACUCCAUCAGGCUCCACAUAAGCAGCAACAAUCAGAGACAUUUUCCGCCAAGUCCUGCCCACAGCCUGCUGUCCCACCUCACUGUUUGAAGUCUGCACUGAGGCCGCCUCGUGUUACUGUUUCUUUUUGUGUUUUUGUGUUCCUGGUGAAUGCUUCCCGUUCUGUUUUGUUUGAGCAAUUCUGCUCCGGCUGUGUGGUGGGCUCUUUUGCCCCGUUCUUUCUUCUUUUAGGAUUUUUUUAAAAUAAUUGUUUGUUCUUGAAUCUCUUCAAAGAAUGUAAAUCCCAUGUACACUUUUUAAGGCCUGUAUAAUUACAAUUAUGCGUGUGCCCUGGCUGAGCAUGCCAAUGUUUCUUUUAACUGUUUGUUUGUUUUGUUUUUUUUUGUUUUUGUUUUUGUUUUACUUUUUUGUGUGCUGUGUGGAAAGCCUUUGUUUGGCUGUGCUCAGAGGAAAAAAAGACACUUCACUGCUAAACAACCCUACUGAAAGAUAACCUCAACAUCUCUUAACCUGCUGACUCAUGUUCUGUGGUUUUCAAACACUGGCAAAUCUGAAAAUCUAGUUCAUUGAAACCCAUGACUAAAAGGAACUGGAUGUACAAUGAAUGGUUUCUAUACAUGUGUCCCCCAAAAAAUCCUAUUUAAUUUACAUCUACACUAAUUCCAUUUGUGUGGAUGUAAAUUGGACACACACAUUCAACCACUAAUAUUUUUUUUUGUAAAUUACAGUAAUUCCUCACGCUUUUUGUUACGCUUAAGAAAGAUUUUCUUUAUGUUGGUAAUAAUUUUAAAUGAAAAGGCAAAAAAAAAAAAAAAAAGAGGAAAAAUAAGAAAAGGAAAGCAAUCCUCGGAAAAGUGCAACAACUUGUAAGAAAUGCAAAAGUAUGUUCUGCCAUAACUUUUUUGCUGAGUUUGUUCACCUGUGAUACAGUUUAACACACUACAUUGUUGUCUUCAUGUCUUCACCUGUCUGCGCUGCAGAUCCUUUUUUUGUGUUUUUGAUGUAUUUAUAUUCUGUGUGCAACCUCCUUAGAUGGCGAUGCUGCAGCAUGCACAGUAUUUCUGUUUCUAAGCCCGCGUGGAAGGCAUCAUCAUGUGUUGAGAAUGUACUGUGUGCCAGAAGAGUUACAUGAGAGUGAAGAAGGCUAUACAGUGUCUGUGCUCAUUCUCUGCUGUAUUAUUAUGAUGUUAUUUUUAGCUCAGUGGUUUGAAGGAUAACCAAUACUGAAGUCAGUGGUGGAGACUGGCAAA
Plectropomus leopardus (leopard coralgrouper) is the source of this 3253-nucleotide messenger RNA. RefSeq names its product activated leukocyte cell adhesion molecule a (gene alcama). The record is from RefSeq and is a predicted model, not a curated record. Lineage: Eukaryota; Metazoa; Chordata; Actinopteri; Perciformes; Serranidae. Gene Ontology annotation, biological process: cell adhesion. Gene Ontology annotation, cellular component: plasma membrane.